AUGGCCAGACAGUGUCCGGCGUUGACGGCCCCAGCUAACGGAGCACGGACACCCGCUACCGGAGCGACCUCCUACCUGGACCAGGUCACGUUCACCUCUGACGGAGCAUGGAGUAAUGCAGUUCCAACAUGCACACCCAUACAAUGUCCGGUGUUAAAUGCUCCAACCAAUGGAGCACGGGCGCCUCCUACCGGAUCGAGCCUAUACCAGAACCAGGUCACGUUCACCUGUAACACGGGAUACGACCUGGACGGAGUCUCUCCUGUGACGUGCCAAGCUGACGGAACAUGGAGCAACCCUGUUCCAAUAUGUAGACCGAGGUGUCCGGUGUUGACGGCCCCAACUAACGGAGCACGGACGCCCCCUACCGGAGAGAACUCCUACCAGGACGUGAUCAGGUUCACCUGUAACACAGGAUACGUACGGAACGGCGCUUUUGAUACGACAUGCCAAGCCGACGCAACAUGGAGCAACCCUGUCCCAACGUGUGAAACCAGACAAUGUAACGCGUUGACGGUACCAACUAACGGAGCGCUGAGUCCUGCCGCACCGCACAACUAUCCUGCCACGGUUACGUUCUCCUGUAAUGCAGGAUACGUAGGGAAUGGCGCUGUAACUACGACGUGCCAAGCUGACGGAACAUGGAGCAACCCUGUUCCAACAUGCACACCAAGACCGUGUCAAGCUUUGACGGCACCGACUGAUGGAGCGCUGAGUCCUGCCGCCCCGCACAACUACCCUGUCACGGUUACGUUCACCUGUAACGCGGGAUAUGUACGGAACGGCGCUCAAACUACGACGUGCCAAGCUGACGGAUCAUGGAGCAACCCUACCCCAACAUGCAUACCCGGGCAAUGUUCAACUUUGACGGCCCCAACUAACGGAGCACUGAGUCCUCUCGGAGCGACGUCCCUCGGGAAUACAGUAACGUUCACUUGUAACUCGGGAUACCUACUGUACGGCGCAACUACAUCGACGUGCCAAGCUGGGGGAAUAUGGAGUAAUCCUGUUCCAACAUGCACACCCAUCGAGCCUAUUCUUAAUUAA
Molecule: messenger RNA, 1047 nt
Organism: Branchiostoma floridae (Florida lancelet)
Lineage: Eukaryota; Metazoa; Chordata; Leptocardii; Amphioxiformes; Branchiostomatidae
Product: P-selectin-like
Exons: 9
Coding region: 1-1047 (348 amino acids)
Biological process (GO): leukocyte tethering or rolling; response to cytokine; heterophilic cell-cell adhesion
Cellular component (GO): external side of plasma membrane
Molecular function (GO): sialic acid binding; oligosaccharide binding
Source: RefSeq, a predicted model, not a curated record